AAGUGAUCUCAUCGCAAGCCCCGUUGCUAAGCUGCAAGUGUAGACUGGGUUCGCAAGCAGCCACACAAACAUGAAAUCAACAACAAGGACUGAAGGAGCCAGACAGAAAGCAGAUUAGUAGUUGGCAUCAACUAGCUAGCUACUGAUUUCGGUCUUAACCAUUCUCUUUUCACCAAUCAUAGCUAGAGAUAUUCUGGUGGCAAUUAGCUUAAAAUGCAGGUAUGUUCUGUAUUAUAUUUUGCCCUGCCCAGGACGAGCAAUCUAAGUAGCUAGCUAAUUGAGUUGUUAACGUUAACACGUUAUGCUAAUUUAGCUAGCUAAUAAAGUUCAACCAAUCUGUUUAACCAUCGAAAUGGCGUUUACUAGCUGCCUUAGCUAGCUAACAAGUAUUUGCAUGACUGUGACGUGCCUAAAUUGCAGCCCGAAAUAAAGCGUUACUUUGUUUGUGUCGUUUAAGCUAGUUAACAGUACAUAGCCAGCUAACUUUAGCUAGCUAAGUUAACAGCCUGCUAGCGAACCAGUUUGCUAACGCCAAUAGCGUAGAUUCGACUAUCUAUCGUGUAAUAAUUAGCUGGUUUAAGCAGUUUCUAUUUUGUUUGCAUCCUCCCUCAGCUUCAAGAGAAGCCAACAGGGGACAUGAAGCAGAGAAGUUGACAUUUUAUAUGUCUCUUCUGCCACCAUCAACAAUUUGUCAUACAAAAUAUUUUCCCUUUGCCUCUUGUUCUUUCAUUGGAGAGAAGCUAAAGGUCUUAUCAUACAGUCUACACACCUGACGCAGUUACCUCUGUGUGAAUAAUAACAACACUCCUUUGAGUGUUGGACGCCUAAGAAUCACCAUGGCUGUGGCCAACACCACCAAAACAUCAUGGAGAUUACAGGAGAUUGUAGCCCACUCCAGUAAUGUGGCGUGUCUGGCCCUGGGGAAGAACUCCGGCCGUCUGCUAGCCACUGGGGGAGAGGACUGCCGAGUCAACAUCUGGGCAGUCAGCAAACCCAACUGCAUCAUGAGUUUGACAGGCCAUAAUAACCCAGUAGAGUGUGUGAAGUUUAAUAACUCUGAGGAGCAGGUGGUGGCUGGCUCACAGUCCGGAUCACUGCGUGUAUGGGACCUGGAGGCUGCAAAGAUCCUAAGAACUCUAAUGGGACACAAGGCCAAUAUCUGUAGCUUGGACUUCCACCCGUUUGGGGAAUACCUGGCAUCUGGUUCCAUGGACACCAACAUCAAGCUGUGGGAUGUACGGAGAAAGGGCUGUGUGUUCAGGUACAAGGGUCACACUCAGGCAGUGAGGUGCCUGGCCUUCAGUCCAGAUGGGAAAUGGUUGGCCUCUGCUAGUGAUGACAGCACCAUCAAGCUGUGGGACCUGACUGCAGGGAAGAUGAUCACAGAGUUCACAGCACACACAGGAGCCAUCAACAUCAUCCAGUUCCACCCCAACGAGUAUCUGCUAGCGUCAGGCAGCUCUGACAGGACCAUCAAACUGUGGGAUCUGGAAAAGUUCAAGAUGAUUGGCUCUUCAGGGGGAGAGAUGGGACCUGUCAGGUGUCUGGCCUUUAACCUGGAUGGCUGCUGUCUGUACAGUGGAUCUGUGGACUCUCUCCGUGUGUAUGGCUGGGAGCCCGACCGCUGCUUUGAUGUGGUGCCAGUGGGCUGGGGCAAGGUGGCAGACCUGGCUAUCUGCAACCACCAGCUGAUUGGCGUGUCAUACAAUCUGACUAAUAUUUCGUCCUACGUGGUGGAUCUGACCCGGGUGAAGAAGUCUGGCUCUGUGAUCCAAGGCGUAAUCCAGGACGACCAGCCGCUUACAGAGCCCUCCCCGAAAGGAUCCACGCUGCGACGCAACUACGAGCGACCCCUGACCACCUGCAGCACACAGAGGGUAAAGCAGAGUUCUGAGUCAGAGCGGCGCAGUCCCGAGGGGGAGAUGAGGAGCCCCAGCAGUGAGGACGAGAAGGAGUCCUCCGCCGAGAUCCGUAACCCCGAGGACUACAAAGAGAUCUUCCAGCCAAAGAGCGCCAUCUCUCGCACCCCCCCAAAGAAUGAGCCCUUCCCUGCCCCCUUAGAAGAUGAGAGUUUUGUGGUGAGAGCUAACCAAGGGCUGGUGGAGGUCAUGACUCCUCUGACUGACAGACAGCAGCCCGGCCUGUUGAAGAACCUUCCAGUGGCAUCGUCCACUCCGGUCCUGAGGGUGGAGCCUACCGUGGUCGCCACGGCGCCCUGUCCCAUCCCAGUGGUAACCGCACGGCCGCCGACUAACCACCCCCCUGCACCCCACCCACCGGUCGUUGCUAUGGCGAAGGCCAAACCCCAGCCCAGCGUCAUCCUCUCCUCCAGGAAUGAACCAAUAGGACUCAACGUGGGAGAUUUCCUUCCUCCUGCUCGUAACAACCGGCCCAGUGUGCUGGGUGAUGACGAGGCUCUGGCCCAGAUCAGAAAGGGUCAUGACACCAUGUGUGUGAUGCUCACCAGCCGACACAAGAACCUGGACACUAUCAGAGCCGUGUGGGGUAGCGGGGACGUCAAGACCUCCUUGGACUCUGCGGUCUCGAUGAAGGAUCUCUCAAUCGUCGUGGACAUCCUCAACAUCGUUAACCUCAAACCGUCGCUAUGGAAACUGGACCUGUGUACCUCUAUCCUGCCCCAGAUUGAAGAGCUGCUGCAAAGCAAGUAUGAGAGUUACAUGCAGACAGGUUGCACGUCUCUGAAGCUGAUCCUGAAGCGUUUCUGGCCUCUCAUCUCAGACACGCUGACAGCGCCCCCCUCUGUUGGAGUGGAUAUAACACGGGAGGAACGCCACCAGAAGUGCAAGGCAUGCUACAAGCUGCUGAAGAACCUCAGCGAUUUGGUGAAGAACAAGGCCGACCAGGUGGGUCGCCACGGCAGCGCCUUCAAAGAGCUGCAGCUGCUCAUGGCGCCACUGGACUACUGACAGUCGACUAUGCAACUGGAGACACGCACAGAUUCCUCAACGGCUGACCACUGUGCUGUGAGGACUCAAGUCUGACUGACGGCUGCAUUCUGUCAUCCACCUGAGUGGUAAAAUCAGGGGACAAUCCCAGAUUCACACUGCGUGUGGAUGGACUGAAGCAGUGGACUCCGAGACCGGGCGGGAUAGAAGCCCAUGUUUAGAACUCACUGUGUAGCGGUGUUCUCAGGGCGCGGGACUCGGCUCUCCUAUUUAAACACUGGGCACUUAUGAUUCCUUAAUCUGUAUGUGAGAGAAAUGAUGUCCUCUGUAACCUUAACUUGCCCACCAGAUGAGCACACACACACUUUUCGUAAUUCUUCCAUGCACACAAAACACCUAUGACACACAGACCAGACUAGGGCCAGGUUUCAAUCCGAUCGUGGGUUAUAGGCGUUGUGGCUUUAAAAAAAGCAAUGUUCACACGGAUAUCGCCUUUAAAAGCCGCAAUACCUGUGUUCAGGUGCACGGUGUUGAUUUCUACAUUCUGUACCCGAGAUGUCAACCCUAGAUGCACUAUUUGAAAGUAUUGUUAACGAUAAAAGAACAUGUUUUUCAAAUAAAGUCUAGUUUUAGGCAUGUUUCUGGAAUUGAUAAGGAACAACUCUUGUUAAGAUGUGUGUAAUUCCACUCCCAACAGAGAGCAGCACUGUUCUAGCUAGUUGGGAAGGUACUGUUUGAAAGGCGCUAGGCCAUCCACCACUCCAGUGUGAAGGCCUCAAUAGAUUCUGGUCAAUAUAAUGGAUACUCUAACGUUUUAAACUGGAAGGCAGUCGGGACCAUUCUAGCCAAUGAGAGGGCAGAUACAUUUGAACAACAGGCACCACGGUUUCCACAGUUAAAAUGGGGUAAUUCAUGGGAGAAAAAAGCUUUUAGGUUAAAAAUAAGAGAGAGAUUGUAGAAAUAGGCAGGGUUUAUUUAAAGUGUUUUGCCGGGAUGUCACGUGUCCUACUAAUCGAUCAAAUAAGACAUUUUUUUGUUAACCAAAUUGUACUCCAUGCAACCUGCAGGAGAAGAAACCGCCACCUUCAAGAACUGUCAAGAGUAAUAGUAGAAUGCACAAGGUGCAAUUUUGAAAUUGGGUAGUGCAUUAUCAGUUCCUCUUCAUGUUAGCCAGUGCAUACAUUCACCCAGAGCAACUUACCGCUCGGGGAUUUGAACCAGCGACCUUAACCGCUGGGCUACCUGCCACAACUUAAAGCGCUCUUUAACUUAUCAGAAAUGUCCAGCUCAACUAGCCCAUGUCAGCUAAAGUAAAAAAAAAUGUGUCACUCAUAUCACACUAGACAUGGCAAAAUGUAUAGAAUUGCAAGACAAUUAGCUUUAAAACUGCAACAUUUUCUUUGCACCCCAUGACAAUGUGUAGAAUUGCAGGAAUUAAGCUUUAAACCUGCAAAAUUCUCAAAACCAACGAGGUGUGAACAGUGCUUGUCCCCAAAUAGACGAGGUGACUGCACUUGUGAAAAAGUGUGGGAACUCCUGCUCUAUACAACUCAAUGGCUGCAACCAUCCUGAACCAGUUGGUCAAAGAGCAUUGUCCCGGGUAGAUUUAAUACAACCUACCAUUUAAUAAAUGGUGACGAAAGAUAUAACCACUAGAAGGCAGGAUAUUUCAACAAACAUCUGUUAGGGACAGCAGAGUUUAAUUUCGUAUUGAGUGUUUAUUAAAAAAGGGUGUACAAAAUCAAGAAUGCCGCAGAAGGUUUCCACAACAACAAAGACAAAAGCAAGUAGAGAUAUCCAUCAACAACCACUACGAUGCAGCGUGUCCUCAAUGUUCCUCGGACAUCCUGGUAUUGGAGGGAACAUUGGUUUAACAUUGAAGACACACGGUCGAUUAGCUGAUCAAAUGUACAAAGCAUUCCUAUUUUCAAAUACAGUUCACAAGCUUGAUCACUCCCUCAGGGGCAGCAGUGUCUGUUCCGUGAGGCAAUCCGUUGUCAUUGGUUGCUUGUGGUCAGCCAUAGGGAGUAGGAUUAAGCUGUCCUGGAUGCAGAUCUAGGGUCAGUUUUGUGUUGUGUCCCUAUUGAAUAACCUUAGAAUUUGGGUAGAAGAAACUAAUCCUAGAUCUGUGCCUCUGGGCAACUUCAACCGGCAGCAUCCAAUAACAGGAAUGGCAUUUCCUGUCUGGCAGGGAGUUUGAAUAGUCUAGCUUUAUUCACUCGGUAGAAGAAACACGACAACAUGAACGUUUCCAUGCAGUGGCUGAGGCAGCUCUGUAUUGCCCUGGAGAAAUCUAAUCUAAAACACAAACGGCUACACAGGAAGUUAAACGCUCUCUGCAGUCACGUCUCUUAUUGCUUGCGUCCUACAGGGCAAAAGAAGCCCAGUUCCAUAUCUAUCCCUGAUUGGAUGAGGGGGAGAAAGUGUGGAAGGAGACCAGGAUGGAACCCUCGUAACCCCCCC
Messenger RNA from Oncorhynchus nerka (sockeye salmon), 5369 nucleotides. RefSeq names its product katanin p80 WD40 repeat-containing subunit B1-like. Lineage: Eukaryota; Metazoa; Chordata; Actinopteri; Salmoniformes; Salmonidae. Gene Ontology annotation, molecular function: microtubule binding. The transcript has 19 exons. Gene Ontology annotation, biological process: microtubule depolymerization; microtubule severing. The record is from RefSeq and is a predicted model, not a curated record. Bases 837 to 2927 code for a protein of 696 amino acids. Gene Ontology annotation, cellular component: katanin complex.